Schistosoma mattheei is the source of this 2610-nucleotide messenger RNA. The record is from the annotation of a GenBank genome assembly. NCBI's taxonomy places the organism in Eukaryota, Metazoa, Platyhelminthes, Trematoda, Strigeidida, Schistosomatidae.
AUGUCGCUAGAAUUAUAUACUAAAAGACUCAACGAAAUCGUUCGUCCGACAGGGAACGUCAAAGAACAACUUUUGUCAGCAAUCAAGGACAUCGAAUCCAAAAUAGAGCAUCUAAAAGAAAUAAUCUUUCUUUCAGAAAAUUGUGAGAUCUCUCAUGUUUGUCAUGCGUCUGAAGAUCUAAAAGUUCGUAUGGAAAAGUUGUUUGAGGGAAUAUCGAAAAAUCAAGAACAUAUGGUGGGCUUAAUUCCCAAAGUAUCCCCCUUGCACGAUGUAGCAUAUCCAGUAAUAGAAGAAUGUGAAGCCCUAACAAAGCAGUUGAGGAUCUUGGAAUUCGCUGAACACUUGUCAUUUCUUGAGUCUGGUGUAUUAUCUGCUAGAAUAAUUAAUGACAAGGACAUUCUAAUUGAGUCAAUUAAACAAUAUUUUUCCUUCCUUAAUACGCAGUUAUCGACUGAUCCGGAUAUUUUGCCCUCUAUUUUGGAACAAUCUCAACAGCAUAAAACGUGUUUAGAUUCCUUGCUAUAUUUAAUGACGGAUUUUGAGUGCUUACUAAAGAAACUAAAUUUUCCUGUUAUUGUAUCUGAAGUUCUUGAGGAAGGAGGAUUACAAACGUGGUGUGAUGAUGAUUUGCAGUCAUUUUCCAAUGACUUUCAAGCUCUUUCUACAUUCGAUAUUUCUCAUCUAAAUAUUUUAAUAUCGAAACCGUUACUAAUAGAUGUAUGCUUUCCAAUGCAUAUUAUUCUGGCUCCUAUGGAGAAGCGUUUCCGUUAUCACUUUUGUGGCUCUCAGAAGACAAACAGAAUCGAUAUGCCUGAAUGGUACAUGUCACAAGUUCUUCAGUGGAUCCGAACAAAUGAUUAUUUUGUUACAGUGGUCGAUCGUGAUUUCAUCUCUGAUAAAGACAAUACUCCUGUUAGCGUCCGAUUGCAGCUCAUGCGCGGUUUGGUCACAUUACUAUUAGAUAAACUACACUAUGACCUUGGUAUAUCUGCUUUUAUGCCAGUACGAUUUGGUUAUCAAUUUCAAAUGCGACGUUCUAACUCUGAAAUAUUAAGUUGUCCUAUGGACUCUGAUCCCGGUAAUAGUUCUAGUAGUGAAUUGCUAGAAAAUGCACAAAAUUUCAGCCACUUAAUUGAUGUCAUAUUACAGACGGAUGCGAAAUUAACUCAGCUAGCAUAUCCAAAUGAUUAUCCUAAACCGAGUGAUGUGCUUUCACAUCCCAAAGUUUUUUCACGUUGGCUUUUACUAGAACAGUGUUUAGCUUCUGACAGAUUAAAGCUUGUCCUCGGGAAUUUCUCAUCUUGGUCUGUUGUUGACGAAACUGAAAAGCGGCCCCAAUGUGUCGAUGAUUUCAUUGCACUUCUCCAUGCUGUAGGUUUUAGAAGUCGACAACUAUCUGACAAAAUAUCACGGGCUAGAUUUGUCCAAAUUCAAUUGAAUUUAAUUCGUGAAUUUUUUAAUGAUAUCGUGUUGUUCGCACGUCGAAAAAUCGAAAAUGAUAACUCAAAUGACCUUGGCCAGUCAAAAAACAAAUCUGAAGUUAGCAAUGCUAAAACUACAGUGCUCGGAAGUUUGUUUUCAUCACGUAGUCGCUCGCCAAAUGCUAGUUCAGAAACUAAGAAAAUUUCAAUCAUCAAUCAGUUAUUCAAUUGUUUUGUUGAUGGGAUUGGUCAGAAAUUAUCUUCUCGGUGGAUAAUUGUGUUGAAUGCAAUCAAAUGUCUUCACGAUGUGAUGUUGGAAUGGGCCAACGAUCAAUAUUACGUAACAUUUUGGGAAGAUUUAAGCACUCGCGCGUUAUUACAGUUUGGAGAUCCUUGGCUAAUUGACAUUGGUCUUUGUCCUCUUGUUACCGAUGAAAUAGUAAAAGAGUCAGAACAGAAUGAACCUAAAAAUGAAACAUUUGACGAGUUGCAUUCUUCCAAUACUUACCUUGGUUUACAUGGUGGUGUUUUCACUCAGAUGCUAAGAUUGUACAAUCGUGAGAUUAAAAAUAUGUUGAAAGAAACAGUCGAUUUAACAUUGACAGAUUUAAAAAGUAAAUCUUUGGUAUAUGUUUAUGCAACUGAUCACUGGCUUCGAGCUAGUUCUGUUUCCGGUUAUUUAAGUAAUAUGAAAAAUGAACUCUCCAAUUUAAUGAUGUCAGCUAAUGCGUCAGUAUUCUUCCUUGCAUUACGUGACUGGUUGUAUCAAUUAUCAGAAUCAUUACAUCCAAAACUUUUCACACAUGUAUGGAAAGAAAUUGCAUCACAAUUAGAUGAUUAUUUGUAUAAUGACUUUAUGGUCAAUUUUGGUUGUCUCAUUCUGUCAAAUCGAUUUAGUCCUCUGGGUGCUGCACAACUUCGUUUUGAUCUUACUAACUACUUGUAUCCAAUGUUCAGUUUGUAUACUGAACGUCCUGAGUCAUACUUCUUUCAAAUUCGUGAUGCAUGUGUUCUUCUAAAUUUAUUGCGUGGAACAGCCGAAUUAUUGAGAGAAACUAUCAUGGAAUCAAUGAAUAGCCAACAGAAGCGUGAUAACGAUCCACUUGGACCUUUACUUGAAUUAGGCGUUUAUAGACUAACUCCGGAAGAAGCUCUUCGUAUUUUGUCUUUACGUGCCAUUCCAGAAUAA